GCGUCCCUCUCUACGACGGCACAAAAUUCGCUGUUCUACUAGAUGCGACCUGAUGUUAGUCGGACGUGGUUAGGAGACUCCCAGAGACCACGAGACUGGCUACGCUUUGCUGCAGUACAACAUCUUGGCAUGGAGACAAGCUCCUUGCCCAAACAGUCCAUGUCGACGACCGUCCGAAGUGACACCGACCCCGCAGUUUUGUCGAAACUACCGGAGCCGGUUCGACUCCAAAUGCAACAUCGAUGCCAUUUGCCGCCUCAGUCCGACAUACCGCGAGUUCUGGCCAGCAAAAAGCACGAUCGAGGUGUAUGGGAGUGGUUUCCAUCCAGGCCGCAAUGUGUUCGUGCCAGUCUUUGCUUCUGUGCGAUUGCGAUUGCCAUCUCUGGUUCCGGGUCCGACAUGCCUCAUUGGGGGAAAUCGAGAUCGGGAUGCAAAGAGCAAGAGAAGAGAUGGCCGGCUAAACCAAUAAGUGCUACCAUUAAGUGCGGAGGCGAAGACACCCGAGAACGAUAGACCUGAAUGUAGAUAUCAGAGACGCUCUCUUACCGGUCCAAGUCGUGCAAGCGGCUUCACUGCCCGACAAAAAGUCCAUAUAAAGACAUGUUUCUAGCCACCAAACUGCCAUACAGAUCAUCCCCUAACCAGUCACCAACCCUCCCUCAACCCCGGUCUCCUCAGCCGCCCAUCUCCAACCAUGAAGCUCUCCUUAACCGUCACCGCCGUCACGGCGCUCCUCCCCGCCCUCUCGUCAGCCCACUACCUCUUCCCACACCUCAUCAUCAACGGGCGCGUGACCAACGCGCACGAGUACAACCGCGAGCACGACAACGGCUUCAUGCCGCUCAAGACCCCGGAAAUCCUGACGAACAACGACAUCCGCUGCAACAAGGGCUCGUGGAACCACCGCCGCCAGCCCAAGACGGCGCGCGUCACGGCCGGCGUCGACUCGGUCGGCUUCCGCACCGCCCUUGGCGGCUCCGACGUCUUCCACCCGGGGCCCAUAACUAUCUACAUGUCCAAGGCGCCCGGGGACGUCCGCGACUACGACGGCUCGGGCGACUGGUUCAAGGUGUACCAGCUCGGCACCAAGAUGCCGUGGAACGGCAAGGACGAUGGCUGGCUCACCCGCUUCAAGACGAACUUUGAGUUCAAGCUGCCUGCCCAGAUCCCCGCGGGCCAGUACCUGAUCCGCAUCGAGCACAUGGCCAUCCACCAGCCCUACAGGCAGAAGGAGCUUUACAUGAUGUGCGCCCACCUCGACGUCGCCAGCAGCUACACGGGCAAGGCCCCGGGCCCCACUAUCAAGUUCCCCGGCGGCUACAAGGCCUCGGACCCGGCCUUCCAGCUCGACAGCUGGGCCAACCCCCCGCCCAAUUUUGCGCCCAUGCCCGGCCCGGCCAUGUGGCCCAACUAA
Molecule: messenger RNA, 1414 nt
Organism: Gaeumannomyces tritici R3-111a-1
Lineage: Eukaryota; Fungi; Ascomycota; Sordariomycetes; Magnaporthales; Magnaporthaceae
Exons: 3
Coding region: 695-1414 (239 amino acids)
Source: RefSeq, a predicted model, not a curated record